AUGACAUAUAAUAGAAGGUUCAAGAUCUCGCCCGAUAACGAGCUCGGUAUCGGUGCAGGAAUCUCCCCCACGCUAAAGCGAAAGCGUCUGUAUGAGGACCCGUCGCAGAAACUUUGCAAGCCAUUCAAGAGCCCCAUACUGGUGUCUGCAGCUGUCUCCGCUGCAGGUAGGCAAAUCCGCACAGCCCGUGCCAAAGGUCCCCAAUCCUAUGCGGAACUGGGGCAGGAGAACAUUCCUUUUGGGUCAACCAAAGACGAAGACGAGCAGUAUGGGCUGAACAAGAAAAAAGGUGCUCUAUUGCCUCGCAAUUUCAAGGCCCCGAUUAAGUCGGGUGCUGACAACGAGUAUGAGCUGAUGAACGCUCAGCCCCCACCACCUCUGGGAAACAGAAAACGUUUAUACUUUCCCCCAAAACCGCUCCACGAUCCACUCGGAGAGUACGCCAUCGUUCUUUAUGAUCCUACGGUGGACGUGAUUCCCGGCAUGAAAGAGGAAGAAGAAGCUGCUUUGGCCGCGGCAAAGGCAGCAGCCGCUGCCGAAGAGCCGCAGAAACCGGCAAAGUCUGCACACAAGUCGCUGAACGAGAUUUUGGGGAUCAGUACCCGUCCAGAGGAGGAAGUCAUGAAACAGUUCCCGAACGUCCCCGUCGUCAUUGAUCCAAAGCUCGCCAAGAUUCUCAGGCCUCACCAGGUGGCAGGAGUCAAGUUUUUGUAUCGCUGCACAGCAGGGCUGGUGGAUGCUAGAGCCAAAGGUUGCAUCAUGGCUGACGAAAUGGGCCUUGGAAAAACGCUUCAAUGCCUAACACUUAUGUGGACACUUCUAAGACAAGGACCGCGAGGCAGAAAGACAAUUGAAAAAUGCGUUAUUGUUUGUCCAUCAUCGUUGGUGAAAAACUGGGCCAACGAAAUCGACAAAUGGCUUGGAAAGGGAACAUUGAACUCCCUCGCAAUGGAUGGCAAGGGAUCCAAAGGAGCCGGCGACAUGGCCGAGGUGCUCAGACAGUGGGCUCGUGCCAAAGGACGAUCCAUUGUCAGACCUGUCCUGAUUAUCAGUUACGAAACGUUACGCCGAAACGUAGAGAACUUGGAAGGAACUGAGAUUGGUCUUAUAUUGGCAGACGAAGGCCACAGACUCAAAAACGGAGACUCUUUGACGUUUACGGCCUUGAACUCUCUCAACUGCGAACGCCGUGUCAUUCUGUCUGGUACUCCUAUCCAAAACGAUUUGUCAGAAUACUUCUCGUUGCUGAACUUCUCGAAUCCAGGUGUUCUGGGCUCCCGUGCACAAUUCAGAAAGAAUUACGAGCUGGAUAUUCUUCGUGGCAGAGAUUCGCUUGCCACGGAAGAAGAACGGAAAAAAGGAGACGAAAAGCUUCAGGAACUAACUGAAUUGGUCUCACGUUUCAUAAUCAGAAGAACAAACGAUAUUUUGUCAAAAUACUUGCCAGUCAAAUACGAAUACGUUGUGUUUUGCAACCUUAGCGAGCUCCAAUCUAAGCUGUACCGUCAUUUUGUCACUUCUCCAGAAAUCAAUAAGCUCAUUAGAGGUUUGGGAUCCCAGCCUCUGAAAGCUAUUGGCCUUCUUCGGAAACUAUGCACACACCCUCGUCUGCUUGAUUUGCCAAACGACAUCUCAGGUUCCGAGAAUAUUAUACCGGAUGACUACGACUUUGGGAACGGAAGAAACAAAGACGUUCAAACAUGGUACAGCGGCAAAUUUGCCAUGCUAGAGCGGUUCCUCUUCAAAAUUCGCAAAGAAACAGAUGACAAAAUUGUGCUUAUUUCCAACUUCACACAAACAUUGGAUCUAAUAGAAAAACUUUGCAGACACCAUAGAUUUGGAACGGUGAGAUUAGACGGGUCGUUGGGAAUCAACAAACGUCAAAAAUUGGUGGACAGGUUCAACGAUCCAAACGCUGAUGAAUUUGUUUUCUUGCUAAGUUCCAAAGCGGGAGGGUGUGGUAUAAACCUUAUUGGUGCCAAUAGGCUGAUUUUAUUAGAUCCCGACUGGAAUCCUGCCAGCGACCAACAAGCUCUGGCAAGAGUUUGGAGAGACGGCCAGAAGAAAAAUUGCUUUAUUUAUCGAUUUAUUGCGACGGGUACUAUAGAGGAAAAGAUCUUCCAACGUCAAUCAGCUAAGAUGGAACUCUCGACAUGCGUUGUGGACUCCAACGAAGACGUGGAAAGACAGUUUUCCAGCGAAAAUUUGAAACAGUUGUUUUUGUACAAUGAUCAAACGCCCUGCGAAACGCAUGAUACUUACAAGUGCAAGCGCUGUCAAAGCGGCAAGCAAAAAGUGAAGUCAGCUGCGAUGUUGUAUGGAGAUGCCACCACAUGGAAUCAUAUCGAUCGUGAAGAUCUUGCAAAGAAUGAUGACUUUUUGAUGCAAAAUGAGUCUCAAUACGAUUCUGUCAGCUAUGCCUUCGAGUACAUUUCGCACUAAUGACCUUUGUUAAUCCAUGUUGUUGACCAAUAGCAUCUUUCAUCUGCUUGAUCGUCAAUCCACAACAGCCCGAUGGAAAGUAGGUCGUCCAGAUUUGAUUUGCAUCUUGCUGUUUUCCAGCGGAAAUUGUCGCGCAGGAUCGAAACCGUGACAUACCCAAUGUUGUCUGCAGCUGUCAGUAUUUGGCUUUGAUCAGCAUUAAACUCCUGGAGCACUGACUUAAUAUACAUCUUGGGUCCGAUUUUGACCAGUUCCAACUCAUUUCCCAGCACUUUCAGGCUCUCCACGGCAACAUGCACAUCAUGGUGGUCCAGUUUGAAUUGCCAGCCAUCCUGGAUAGUGCUAGUCAACAGCUGGAUCACCUCAUCCACAGAUAUUAUACCCCCAUACAGGUCUCUAGUUGCUUGACAUAUCUCAUAUAUUCUAAUGGCAAGUCUAUUAUUUCUUUCUUCAGGAUCAAGGUCGUCUUCGGCAGUCAUAUAGAGUGGAUCGACUCCAAAACUUUCACAGAUCUGGCUGAAUUGCGCUCGCAGAUGUGGGUUCUUCAUCAAUUCCUUCUUGUGCUCCUGUUUAAAGCUGACCAACGCAUUUUGGAACACCUGGAGCUGUGUUCUCAGUUGCUCCUCACGCUGCCUCAGCAUGGCCUGUCCCAGAUCUUGGAACUUAGUCUGCUGGUCUGCAUUGCGAUCAAACGACAGCAAUCCUUUCCGAUUCAUGGUAAAUAUAUCAU
Molecule: messenger RNA, 3172 nt
Organism: Ogataea polymorpha
Lineage: Eukaryota; Fungi; Ascomycota; Pichiomycetes; Pichiales; Pichiaceae
Exons: 2
Coding region: 1-2442 (813 amino acids)
Biological process (GO): double-strand break repair via synthesis-dependent strand annealing; reciprocal meiotic recombination
Cellular component (GO): nucleus
Molecular function (GO): DNA translocase activity; hydrolase activity, acting on acid anhydrides; ATP binding
Source: RefSeq, a predicted model, not a curated record